Messenger RNA from Mercurialis annua (annual mercury), 1179 nucleotides. RefSeq names its product F-box protein At3g26010-like. Bases 1 to 1179 code for a protein of 392 amino acids. The record is from RefSeq and is a predicted model, not a curated record. Gene Ontology annotation, molecular function: protein binding. Lineage: Eukaryota; Viridiplantae; Streptophyta; Magnoliopsida; Malpighiales; Euphorbiaceae. The transcript has a single exon.
AUGGGCAGUAGUGGUAUGAAGGAAGUGGUGACGGAUGAUGAUCUAUUGAUAGAAAUCCUUCAUCGGAUUCCAUGCCUGAAAUCAGCAAUCCAGUGCCAAUCGGUGUGCAAGCAAUGGCGCUCUCUAAUUUCAAGCAAUUUCUUUCAGAAUCGGUUUCGUGAGCGGCACCAAUCUAAUUUUGAUCAAACUAGACGGGGGGAGGAUUUUACUGUCAAGUGUUGCAAGCUUCACGUGUUGUUGAUGGUUCCUCCUCCUAUGGAUGUUUUCAGUUUUGAAUUUUCAUUAGAUUUCAUAGGCCAGGAAUGGUGCGUUGCUGGUUCCUUUUACGGCUUCUUGCUAUAUGCUAAAGGUGAGUAUUGGCAUAAUCUGUACAUGAUAUGCAAUCCCAUAACCAAGCAGUCUGUUACUCUCCCUCCCGCACCAAUCUCCGGUGAAACUAAAAUGGGAACAGUUUUCCUUGGAUUCGCUUGCGAUGAUUCCUUCCGCACCUUCAAGGUGGUUCGACUCGUUGCGCUCUGUGGUCGUAUCACGUCCGUGUUAAGGGUUUGUGUAUUUUCAUCUGAGACGGGGCAGUGGAGCCAUUCCAUGGUCAGCACUCCGACUCCCAUGAGAUGGCCUAGCAAGCCUUCUCCUGCAGUUCAUCAUGGUGGAUGGCUGCUUUGGGGAGCUGUCGAUUGGAAAUAUACUAUUGUGUACGACAUCCACAAUAGUAAAUUUGUUUCAAUCGUAGAUCCUCCUGAAGAUGGAGAUGGACAACGUUCAGAUGGGCUUAUGCUAGGAUUGGGAUUGUGCUGUGGCGCCGUGUGCAUAGCUCAGCUGAGAACUCGUGGGUACGUAUUGAAAAUUUGGCAACUGAACGAGCAGCCAAAAUGGAGUUUGAAGCGCAUGGUGAAGCUGCAAGAGUGUAUAGUUGAUGGUCGUCAAUGGUUGCUUGGUUUAUGGUUGAUUGCUAUACAUCCGUAUGAUUGCAGCAUUGUGUAUCUCGGGUUAGACUCGGGGAAGAUUCUGUGUUGCAAUUUGAAGACCAGCACUAUUAAAUUGACAAGUGAAUGCAACUGCGACUACAAGUCCGAUCCUAUGUGUGAGCAUCACUUGUACCUUUGGAAGGAUACAUAUCAUCUAUGUUUUCCAUUAUGGCCACCUCCUGUUCCUCAAUACAACACAUCUCAGCUGAAUUAG